AUGUCACAACAAAAUGGCAUUUCCGCUAAUGCUGCACCGGAAGCGGAGACGGAGUCGAAAGGAGCGCUUGUCUAUUUAAAAAAAUUAUGGAUGUAUAGAAAGUAUUUAGUCAUUGAACCAUUCUUCUUCUUCUAUUUAAUGGCUAGUGUUUUUAACGCUGUUGCAAUGCAAAAUUUCCCACUUGACAAGGCAUGUCGCGUCAAUUUAGGUUAUAAUAAAAUUGUUUGCGACACCACAUUGGACAAAUCGGAGCUGGGCAUAGAGUGUGAGGGAUUCAAUUUCGAAAACACGACGUUGGGUGCAACAUCAGCAGAUGGCGCACUCACUAUCGGCUCUAUGGGUUUUAACUACACCGUCUGCAAGGCGGAAGUGGAGGCGCAAAAAUUGGCGGCCGAUGUAUCCGGCAAACGAGCACCCAUUGCUGCUAUUUUCCCUUUGAUUGUGCUACUUUUUGCCGGUGGCUGGUCUGAUCGUUACAACAAACGGAAGCCAUGUAUGAUUAUGCCUAUUGUCGGUGAAUUCCUUUCCUUUUCGUGUUUGCUUAUUUCGGCAAUCUUUUUCGAUUCGUUACCAAUGGAAUUCGGUGCAUACUGUGAGGCGAUUGUGCCGGCAUUAUUUGGUGGACUCACUUUUUGUUUGAUGGCUGUUUAUAGUUAUAUAACUAUAGCGACACCGGAAGAAGAUCGUGUAUUCAGGUUUGGCAUAUUCGCAAUGUUCAUCACUGCAGUACCUUUUAUUGGCCAACCCAUAAGUGGCUUUCUGUUUCAACAAUUGGGUUAUAUAUUUUCCUUUGGCAUGGCGGCCUCAUUCCAAAUCAUUGCCAUCUUAUAUAUAACAUUCUUUAUUCAAGAGGUAAAACCUGCACCGAAAUCGGAUGUAAAAGUUGAUGAAGACCUCCCUCCACCCUUACCCGCACAUGGCCCACCCGCAUUAAAUGUUGGCGCUGAUAAUUUGGCUUAUGAACCAGCGGUGGGUGUUGAUGAAGUGGAUCGUGUGAAGAAUGUUAGUUUUGAAUUGAAUUCACGAUUACAAUCGUCGGACAAGGCAGCACAUCAUUUGUCGAAAGCCGAAACUGUGGAGCCACCGAGACGUUCAUUUUUGCGGGAAUUUUUCGAUCCAACUCUGGUGAUAGACUGUAUUAAAUUUCCACUAAACAAACGACCCAAUCAUGGUAGAAUGCUGCUGAUCUUACUGAUCUUUGCAUAUUUUUUAACACUGGGUCCAGUCUCAGGCGAAAAUGACUACUGGUAUCGUUACACGUUAAUCAAACUCAAUUGGAAUGGCAAUGAUUUUAGUUUCUUCUUCACAUUCUCAUCUGCUGCUGCAUUAGUUGGUACUUUCAUUGGUACAGCAAUACUUAGCAAGCUGCUGAAAUUCGCGGAUUCUACCAUUGGUAUUUUAUCGGCGGUGGCGAUUGUUAUUUCGCGUAUUUUGUUCGCCUUUGCUAAGGACACAAAGUCCUUUUACGUCGCUGGUGUUGUUGAUAUGUUUGUGAGUCUACGUGUGAUUGCCAUUAAAACGAUCGGCUCUAGUAUUGUUGAAGGGGAGGAGUUGAGUAAAAUGUACUCAAUAUUUGGAAUUAGUGAGCCAAUCGGUCAGUUUAUAUUCCCGCCCAUCUUUAGUGCUAUCUAUCAGGACACUGUGGAAAGUUUUCCGGGUGCGAUUUUCCUCUUUGGCGAGAUCUUUUAUGUACCUAACGUGCUUGUGUUUGUCCUGUGUUAUAUAAUUUUACGGCGCAACAAAAACAAAAGCAAAGAAACUUCUGCUGAAACUGGCAAUGGGAAUGCUAGUCCCGCGACCCCAGAUUGCGAAAUAACUAGUCUAUGAUAUUUGUAUUGUAUAUAUAAUAUGUAUAUAAAAUA
Molecule: messenger RNA, 1862 nt
Organism: Ceratitis capitata (Mediterranean fruit fly)
Lineage: Eukaryota; Metazoa; Arthropoda; Insecta; Diptera; Tephritidae
Exons: 11
Coding region: 1-1827 (608 amino acids)
Biological process (GO): transmembrane transport
Cellular component (GO): membrane
Molecular function (GO): transmembrane transporter activity
Source: RefSeq, a predicted model, not a curated record